AUGGCGUCGUGGGACGCGCUGGUCGACGCCGCGCUCGCGACUCUAUCCGCUAGGAAGCUACUGUUCAACACACGACUCAUCACCCUCGCACCGCCGCCGGCGCUCACCGAGACCUUCGCCGGACCGGAGUCCUGGGACCGCGCCACUGUCGAGAUCCAGGUGGACCGCAACUCUCUCCAACAGUGGCUCACCACAAAUGGCGAGGUGAGUAUCCAAGAAGAGGAGGUGAGCCGGAAACUGAUUCUUUUCUCAGGGGACGACUACAUGUGCCUCAGCUCGCAUCCGGCAGUCCGCGAGGCUGCAGUCAAGGCAGGCAGCUCAAGCGUAUGGGAUGGGGCCCAGAGGCUCUUCCUUGAUCUGUGGCUAUACUACUUACCACAAACUAGUACGUGGAGGAAUCACUGGCGGAACUGCAGAAAAAGGAGGAUUGCCUUCUCUGUCCCACUGGAUUUUCGGCAAACACGUACGGCCUUGAUGACUGCCCUGGGUAGCAUCAGCUCUCUUUUGGCUUGUGCAGGGAGAAAACCUGCACCGGACGAGAGGAUCGCAAUUUUCUCAGAUGCCCUCAACCAUGCCUCAACAAUAGAUGGGAUAAGCAGUAGCCUUUGUGUACAACCACUCUGA
Miscanthus lutarioriparius is the source of this 624-nucleotide messenger RNA. The record is from the annotation of a GenBank genome assembly. NCBI's taxonomy places the organism in Eukaryota, Viridiplantae, Streptophyta, Magnoliopsida, Poales, Poaceae.